GGGAUUUCUUAAUCAAGACUGUUGAUGGAGUGAGAUGAAGUUUAAAAUUUUAGAAUUUCACAGGAGUCUGCGUAAAUGAAAGUUUGAAAUGCAUGAUAACUAAUAAGUGGAUUUUAAUUAAUAUUUUUUCAACUUAAAAACCUGCACCAUUCUCAUUGCUUUAGCAUGCAAUGUCAUGAACUUCAGGAGAAGGAAAUCAUAAAACUUUUAAUUGCGUUUAAUUAAAUUCUGUACAAGUCCACUAAGAUUCUUGUAUAGGUAUAACAUAUUGCAAUCAAUCAGCUCUAAAUCUGUACGUUAUGGUUAAAAAAUGAAUGUUAAUCUUAAUCACAGUAUCUAUAAGUAUUGAGCCGGUUGUAAGAUCUAGAAAAAUUGUAAAGUAAGACAGCGCGAGCGAAGAUUGUAAAAGUCGGAUAGAUUUGGAAUUACGUGCGAAAGGACCAGAAAACUACUCUAAUUAGUUUAACAGAUGGAAUUUUUUGCUGACAGUAGGCCUGGGCCUGGCGGCUUGUUUUUAUUGGAUGUAAUGUGAAACCCAGAGUCUGGCCACUUGUUGAGAGAGUCGCCGUACUAGCACAGUAGAACGAACGUUGUGACUGCACGUACACACGUGUAGUGCACGUGCUACUGUAUAGCAAUGGCAAUGAUGUUAGCCAUACUGGCAAUGGUUUUGUAUCUUUAUAUAUACAUAUCUAUACUGCACACCACUUCUCGUCGCAGUGGUGCUGCUCCUGAUGAUGAUGACUAUGCCUAGUGGCAAACGGAAAGAGAAGAAGCUCUUGGUGGGGUGUGUCGCCUCAGGGGCACGUUGCUCACGCCUAUUCAUUCAUAAAAGGAGUGUUCUCGCCGUAAGUCCACUUUUCUGUAGAGCCAGUCAUUAGAUUUAUUAUAAUUUGUGAAAAAGAAUUGCACCGAGAGAAUACAAGUGCGUAAACGAGAUGGCAGCCAGGAAAAAGGAAGAACCAGCUAGACAGAGAUAUCAGGCGAAUGCACGUGAGAGAGAUCGAACUCAUAGGUACGCAACUCAAGAAUCCCAAUCUUCACUGUGCAGCGUAAACACAGCCUUCACUGCCUUGAGAACAUUGAUCCCCACGGAGCCGGCUGAUAGGAAAUUGUCGAAAAUAGAAACAUUAAGAUUGGCCAGUAGCUACAUUAGUCAUUUGGGCGCUGUACUCGUCGCAGGAGCCAUAGAUCAGCCGUGUUUGCGGCUUGAGGAAAAUAAUCUGUCACCGCUUAUGAGUAAACUGGGUGAUUCUCAAUCCAGACCACAAGUCUGUACCUUUUGCCUUGCAAUGCAUAAAAAAUAUAAUCUCAACGUUGCGUCGCAGAUGAUAUCAGACUAUCCAAAUCAAGAAGAAGCACAGUAUAUAAUAGUCUCGUCGAAUUCCACGGCAUUUGAUUUGAAUUACGCAUAAUGCGCGUUUGUCAAAUUGUGUCUGUACAUUUUUUGUAAAUAAUUUCGUUACGUCGAUUAAAGUUUUAUACUUAUAACGUAUUAACUGUUUAGGACCUAAAUUUGUAAUAAUAAUAAUACUUUUGAAUAUUUAA
This is a messenger RNA of Cephus cinctus (wheat stem sawfly), 1548 nucleotides long. Its product is annotated as basic helix-loop-helix transcription factor scleraxis. Gene Ontology annotation, biological process: regulation of transcription by RNA polymerase II; developmental process. Gene Ontology annotation, molecular function: DNA-binding transcription factor activity, RNA polymerase II-specific; RNA polymerase II transcription regulatory region sequence-specific DNA binding; protein dimerization activity. Bases 939 to 1415 code for a protein of 158 amino acids. The record is from RefSeq and is a predicted model, not a curated record. Lineage: Eukaryota; Metazoa; Arthropoda; Insecta; Hymenoptera; Cephidae. The transcript has 3 exons.